AAGCAUGUAAGAAAACAGCCGACUUUCACUGGCCCUCAUCCUUCUUCUCACUCAAUGGAGCUCGCCUUCUCUCCUUCAUCUUCGCUUCGGAUUUCAGCUACUACUCCUCACUGCGACUCCUCGUAUCUACACAGGAGGAUACCCAUUAAUCCCGCUUGUAAAUCUUCUGUCUGGUUACUGAAAUCUCCUGAGAACCCCUCUUCCAUUGGUUUCCACCACCGCACAGGCUUCCCCAAACCCGUUUCAAGCACACAUUUUAGGCGUUUUAGCAUCUGGGCUAGCACUCAAGUUGGAGCUGCUGGAUCUGAUCCACCACUGAACAAAUUUUCAGUGUUCAAAGAUGCAUGCUGGAGAUUCUUAAGACCCCAUACGAUUCGCGGAACAGCAUUAGGGUCCACUGCUUUGGUAGCAAGGGCAUUGAUUGAGAACCCAAAUCUGAUAAAGUGGUCAUUGUUGUUCAAGGCAUUUUCUGGUCUUCUUGCCCUUAUAUGUGGAAAUGGUUAUAUAGUGGGCAUCAAUCAGAUCUAUGAUAUCGGUAUUGACAAGGUAAAUAAACCUUAUUUACCUAUUGCUGCGGGUGACCUUUCAGUUCAGUCUGCAUGGUUUUUGGUAUUGUUUUUUGCUGUAGCAGGCAUUUUGAUUGUCGGAUCCAACUUUGGGUCAUUCAUCACUUCGCUUUACUGUCUUGGCCUCGUUCUUGGCACCAUCUAUUCUGUUCCUCCAUUUAGAAUGAAGAGAUUUCCAGUUGCAGCAUUUCUAAUAAUUGCCACGGUACGGGGGUUUCUUCUUAAUUUUGGUGUAUAUUAUGCCACAAGAGCUGCACUUGGACUUCCAUUUAUGUGGAGUGCACCUGUGGUUUUCAUCACAACCUUUGUGACACUGUUUGCACUGGUUAUUGCCAUAACGAAAGAUCUUCCAGAUGUUGAGGGUGACCGCAAGUAUCAGAUAUCAACCUUGGCAACAAAGCUUGGUGUUAGAAACAUUGCUUUUCUUGGUUCUGGACUUUUGCUGGUAAAUUAUAUUGGUUCCAUUUUGGCAGCAAUUUAUAUGCCUCAGGCUUUCAGGCGUAGCUUAAUGAUACCUGCACAUGCCAUCUUAGCUGCGGGUUUGAUAUUCCAGGCACGGGCAUUAGAACAAGCAAAUUAUACCAAGGAAUCAAUCUCGGAUUUCUAUCGGUUCAUUUGGAACCUCUUCUAUGCUGAGUAUAUCAUAUUCCCUUUCAUCUAGCAAGUUUCUCUUUAUGUCAUCUAACCUUUCCCCCAUAGAGACAAAUAAGUUUAUAACAAUGUGGGUGAAAUGUAACUAAACAUCUUUUUAUAUCAGAAUGUAAAUUACUGAACCUAAUAAAGAUUCUCUGCAAUAUAGAUAAACCAUUUGAAGCCAA
Messenger RNA from Vitis riparia (riverbank grape), 1384 nucleotides. RefSeq names its product homogentisate solanesyltransferase, chloroplastic. The record is from RefSeq and is a predicted model, not a curated record. Bases 55 to 1227 code for a protein of 390 amino acids. NCBI's taxonomy places the organism in Eukaryota, Viridiplantae, Streptophyta, Magnoliopsida, Vitales, Vitaceae. Gene Ontology annotation, cellular component: membrane. Gene Ontology annotation, molecular function: prenyltransferase activity. The transcript has 10 exons.